ACGCACUAACCAGCUUUGCACGCUCUCUUCAUGCCUUAAGAAUACCCUUUAGCCAUGUUGUCAGGCUCGAUUUUCCUCUUCUCUGCAUCAUACAUUCUGUUUGACUUUCCUAUCGUCUUUCUCUUCUUUUACGCCUUCUGGUCUCUCAACUUCACUUCUUAAUUCAUCUGGCAAGUCCAGUUUAGAGCGCUAGUCGCCGACCCUUUUCAGUCCUCAAGCCAUUCCUUUCCUAUAAUAUUCAGUCGCUCAUUUCGACCGCAUCCACAACAUUUCAAAAUGUAUUUCUCGAGAUCAUUCAUGGCGUCCGCCCUAGUCGGCUUCGCAGCAGCAACUACACACGCCGGAGCAGCAUCAACAGUAGCAGCGUCGGAGUCUAUGGCAAUGCCAAUGGCAACCGCAGGAGCUGCAGCUGGGAUGGUUAAUACUCAUGUCGUUCAAGUCGGUGGAGCGAACGGCUCCCUCGUCUUCUCUCCUUCCAAUGUCGUGGCCGAGCCUGGAGAUCUUGUCCAGUUCCAGUUCAACGCCAAGAACCACUCCGUAAUCCAAUCUACGUUUGACCAGCCUUGCAUACCUAUCCAAAAUGUCAUGGCGAACAAGACGGACGCCUUUUACUCUGGGUUCAUGCCUACCACCCGAACGAUAGCGGACAACAAGAACGUUCUCACUUAUACUGUUCGCGUCAUGAACAAGACUCCUAUGUGGUACUACUGUGGUCAGGCCAAGCAUUGCCAGGCUGGUAUGGUCGGGUCCAUCAACGCUGCAACAUCUGGAAACAAGACCAUCGAGGCUUUCAAGGCUCUCGCCGCAUCAGCCUCUGAGGUCCUCAUUCCAGGUCAAACGGUAAGCGGCAACGAAGGGGCAACACCAUCCGGAGCAGCUUCAUCCGCCGCGGGAGGCGAAGCCGGAGCUUCCGCAACUGCUGGUGCUGGUGGCGCUGCCACUACCUCUACUUCGAACAACCCGGCUCAGCAAUCGACCAACGCUUCUCCAGGCCGUCUCUCGGAUUCCACCAGGCAGUCGUUCCUCGGCCUUGGUCUGGGUGCCUUUGUUUCUUUCCUCGUCCUGUAGAGUUCCAUAUACUAUUCGACAGCGCUUUACCCGAGAUCUGGGUCGGUGGGCUAGAUGCAGACGAAUGAGACGAUUCUGUCACUGUGAUACCAUUCUGGAGGACUGGCUUAUGAUAGCCAAGAUAUUAUGGGAGGGUUAUGGCUUGGGGCGUCUUCUUUUCACUUCGCAGAGAUGACAUGUGCAUAUCAUGGGCCAUCAUAGAACUACGCAGUAAUAACAAACUCGAAUAUUGAC
Molecule: messenger RNA, 1302 nt
Organism: Lindgomyces ingoldianus
Lineage: Eukaryota; Fungi; Ascomycota; Dothideomycetes; Pleosporales; Lindgomycetaceae
Exons: 3
Coding region: 277-1068 (263 amino acids)
Molecular function (GO): electron transfer activity; copper ion binding
Source: RefSeq, a predicted model, not a curated record